Messenger RNA from Jaculus jaculus (lesser Egyptian jerboa), 2643 nucleotides. RefSeq names its product proteasome activator subunit 3 (gene Psme3). NCBI's taxonomy places the organism in Eukaryota, Metazoa, Chordata, Mammalia, Rodentia, Dipodidae. The record is from RefSeq and is a predicted model, not a curated record. Gene Ontology annotation, cellular component: proteasome activator complex; nucleoplasm; cytoplasm. Gene Ontology annotation, molecular function: endopeptidase activator activity. Gene Ontology annotation, biological process: positive regulation of endopeptidase activity; regulation of G1/S transition of mitotic cell cycle; regulation of proteasomal protein catabolic process. Bases 222 to 986 code for a protein of 254 amino acids. The transcript is spliced from 11 exons.
GGGAGGGCAAGCGAGAGAGCUAAGCAGGCAGCAGGCAGGCGGGCAGGCGGGUGGACGGACGGCCGGCCGGCACGGAGGGAGGGAACGAGCAAGCGGUGAGAAAGCCAGCGAGGGCGGCCGGGUCCCGAGGGCAGCGGAGAUUCCUCAGGUCCCUCCGGCCCCCUCCCCGGAGCCCACAGCACCUCCGGCAUCCAACGGAGCGGACACGGCCCGGCCCGGCCAUGGCCUCGUUGCUGAAGGUGGAUCAGGAAGUGAAGCUUAAGGUUGAUUCUUUCAGGGAGCGGAUCACAAGUGAGGCAGAAGACUUGGUGGCAAAUUUUUUCCCAAAGAAGUUGCUAGAACUUGAUAGUUUUUUGAAGGAACCAAUUCUAAACAUCCAUGACCUAACUCAGAUCCACUCAGACAUGAAUCUUCCAGUCCCCGAUCCCAUCCUUCUCACCAAUAGUCAUGAUGGAUUGGAUGGUCCCACUUAUAAGAAGCGCAGGUUGGAUGAGUGUGAAGAAGCCUUCCAAGGAACUAAGGUGUUUGUGAUGCCCAAUGGGAUGCUGAAAAGCAACCAGCAGCUGGUGGACAUCAUUGAGAAAGUGAAACCUGAGAUCAGGCUGCUGAUUGAGAAAUGUAACACGGUCAAAAUGUGGGUACAGCUCUUGAUUCCCAGGAUAGAAGAUGGGAACAACUUUGGGGUGUCUAUUCAGGAAGAAACAGUUGCUGAGCUAAGAACUGUUGAGAGUGAAGCUGCAUCUUAUCUGGACCAGAUUUCUAGAUAUUAUAUUACAAGAGCCAAAUUGGUUUCUAAAAUAGCUAAAUAUCCCCAUGUGGAGGACUACCGCCGCACUGUAACAGAGAUUGAUGAGAAAGAAUACAUCAGCCUCCGGCUCAUCAUAUCAGAGCUGAGGAAUCAAUAUGUCACUCUACAUGACAUGAUCCUGAAAAAUAUUGAGAAGAUCAAACGGCCUCGGAGCAGCAAUGCAGAGACACUCUACUGAGGCCAGGGCCAGGGCCAGGGGACUCUGUGAGUCUGGCUCAAGACCGACAUUGCCUUGGUUUGUUACCUGACUAUCGUGAUGGGGAAACUGGCUGGAAAUAGUAAUCACGCCUCUCUGUUUUUAGUUAGAGCCUAAUGAAACUCUCAUCUAGUUCUGUGACGUGUUUACCUCUUUUUUCAGGCCUCAGGAACUCUUCUGUCUCCUUCCCUAAUACCCCACACCCAGCCUGUCCUAAUUUCUGGAGAACUCCAGGUUUGUGCAAGAUACUGGCACAAGAAUACUCAUGUGUCCUCUUCCCCUCCUCUCCCUCCUCCCUGUGACUUAGGCUUUGUGUUGUUUUGUUUUUCCUUUUGAUGACUAGCUGUUUAAAAGCUGGGGAAAUAUAGGGAAAUUGCUAGGUGAUUCUUAGAAACUGGGGUAAUGGGUAGAGGAGACAUCGCUGUGUUAUAAGGCUAGUGUCUCUUGCUUCUGUGGGACAUUGGACUCUCCCUGCCACAGUUGCCCUAGGUAAUGACUUAGGACUUCCCAUCUAUAUUCAUCCCACCUUAAACUUGAUUAUGAUAAGGAACACCUUAGGCCUUCAGCCAAGUCCCUAGCUCCUUAGAACGUUUUUAUAAUUUGGGUUUUCACAUAGAUAUGUGUAACACGUGUACACACAUAUAAGAACAUACAUGCCUCCUGAUCCAUCACCCAACAUGACCCUCCUUUCCUUUGUCCCUGUCACACACACACACACCUUUCAGCAGGUGAUAGUUAUCUUAGACAUCAUCCUCCCAGGCAAAAGUCCCAGGCUCAUCCUCCUUUCUGAUAAUGUAGCCGCUUGGUGCCCAGGGUAAGUUGGAGGAGAAUCAGGAACCGAGAAACAGAGGACUGACAAAGGCCUCCUCCUCUGUCACUCGGGGUCUUCGUGGUGGUAUGCAAAGCUGGUCCUCUGACUCCUGCUUGCCUCCUCCAGGCCAGUGGGCUUUGGGGCCGGUUAUGGGCAGCCGUGAGCUCCAGACGCUGCUGCUCCGUGUUGCGCUUUCCCUUUGGGAAGUCUUUUUCUUAUUUAUAGUACUGUGCUUCCAGGGAAAGCAGUAAUUCGUGUAUGCGUGUGCGUGUGCGUGUGUGCACAUACCCAAGUGUGUAUGCGUGUGUGUAAAUAUGCUGCGCAGGUCAAACCCUUAGAAGAGUUGCCUCUCAAAUCUUCCAGAGAUAUCACUUGUUAUAGCUUUUGUUUAAACCCUUAUCAAUCCCUAGCUUUUUUAUUUGCCCUCUAAGGAGAGUUCAUGUCUGCAGUCUUCCUGCUAGUGACUCUCAGUGUCUAUUUCUGACUUUUAUUCUUCUCUUGUCUCUGUCUUCCAAUCAUAUUUCCACCUGGGAUGCAUCAUUUUUAUUCCCAGUGUUCUAUGAAAAGGAGUCAGGCUACUCUCUUCCCAUGAAUAGUACUCAGUAACAAACCAAUUGCAUUUUAGUUGGGCAGUACUCCUACCCACUCCUCAGAUCCCUUCCAGUUAAAGCCCUUCCUUCCUACCACCAUGUGUUUCUGUUGUCCUUUUGUUUGAUUGUUCCACUGCCCCUCCUCACCCUACCACCCUCGGAUUGUAAUGUAAAAUUCUUUUACCAUGUCAAGAAAUUAUUAAAAAUACAGGUACUUUGACCUCUUUUUAAAGCCACA